AUGCCCCGUGAGAGCCGGGUCUCAGACCACCUUAGGAGGGAUGAAUUUUUAGAUGUGAUCUACUGGUUCCGACAGAUCAUUGCUGUGGUCUUGGGUGUCAUUUGGGGCAUUUUGCCCUUGCGAGGCUUCUUGGGAAUAGCAGGGUCAUUUGGAUCAUCUUUUACACUGCCAUCCACUAUGACUGAUGGCGUCUGCUCCCAUCUCUUCUGUCCAGCCCGAAGGACCCUUAUUACAGCACAGAUACAUGCUUGUUGGGGCACUCCUGCCACGUGGAACUGAGAAGACCCAUGUCUUUUGGACUUAGAAUCAGCGUGUUGGGCAUUGGUGUUUUCUGCAAGGGUUGUGAAACUUUUCAAAGAACCAUCUGCCUUUGGGGAAACAUUUCUGAAUUUGUCCAUCACCAACCAUUUUCUUGGAUACCAUCAUGUAACAGCUGUUUGCCAAGUGGAGCUGCUGUUUAAUCUGAUGCGCCUCUGGAUCCGGAUGAAACAUUAAAUUGUCUUCCUUA
Myodes glareolus (Bank vole) is the source of this 508-nucleotide messenger RNA. The record is from RefSeq and is a predicted model, not a curated record. NCBI's taxonomy places the organism in Eukaryota, Metazoa, Chordata, Mammalia, Rodentia, Cricetidae.